CUAUCAAAAAGUUUAAACAGAUAAAAUUAAUCUCUCCCUCUCUCUAUAAACCCUAACGAGCAGAAAACCCUGCAAAUCCCAACGUUCCUCUCCGAGAUUCAACCAUGUACGGUGGUGAUGAAGUGUCAGCUAUAGUUAUAGACCUGGGUUCUCACACUUGCAAGGCGGGUUACGCUGGUGAAGAUGCUCCCAAGGCCGUUUUUCCUUCUGUUGUUGGGUCCAUUGACCAAAUGGAUGUUGAUGAAGAAGCGGCAAACAACACUGAGCAGAGUGAUUCUAAGGGUAAUAAUGGUGACCCCAAUUCUAACAAAGGGAAGGGGAAACGGAAAUUGUAUGUAGGAUCUCAAUCCUUAGGUUUCCGCCGUGACCAUAUGGAGGUCCUGUCACCCUUUAAGGAUGGAGUUGUUGCUGACUGGGAUAUCGUGGACAGCAUAUGGGACCAUGCAUUCAAGGAAUGUUUGCUCGUUGAUCCUAAGGAACAUCCAAUGCUGCUUGCAGAGCCAUCUUCCAACAAUCAGCAACAAAGGGAGAGAACAACAGAGCUUAUGUUCGAAAAAUACAAUGUUCCUGCAUUAUUUUUGGCCAAGAAUGCUGUUCUCACAUCUUUUGCAACAGGGCGUGCCACUUCUGUAGUUGUAGAUAGUGGCGGAGGAUCAAUCACAGUUGCUCCAGUGCAUGAUGGUUAUGUUCUUCAAAAGGCUGUGUCAUCUUCUCCAAUUGGAGGAGAGUUUCUUACUGACUGCUUAAUGAAGAGCUUGGAAAGCAAAGGUAUAGUGAUAAAACCAAGGUACUCUUUCAAGAGAAAGGAAAUACAACCAGGGGAGUUUCAGACAAUUGAUCUUGAUUUUCCAAAUACAACGGAAAGUUACAAACUAUACUCCCAGAGGGUAAUUGCUGGUGAUAUAAAGGAGUCUGUGUGCCGAGCCCCGGAUACCCCAUAUGAUGAAAGGGCAUAUGCAAAUAUUCCAAUGACUUCAUAUGAGCUUCCAGAUGGCCAGACAAUUGAAAUUGGAGCUGACAGAUUUAAAAUUCCUGAUAUUCUCUUCAACCCUUCUUUGGCUCAGACAAUUCCUGGAAUGGAGAAUUUUGCUGAGGUUGCCCCUUCUGUUCGUGGCUUGCCUCAAAUGGUUAUGGAUAGUAUUAACAGAUGUGAUGUUGAUAUUCGGAAAGAACUGUUUGGUAGUAUUCUGCUUGCUGGUGGCACAGCAUCAAUGCAACAGUUGAAAGAACGUCUUGAGAAAGACUUGCUAGAGGAAUCUCCUCAAGCAGCUAGGGUUAAAGUAUUGGCAAGUGGAAAUGCAACAGAGAGGAGGUUCAGUGUUUGGAUAGGAGGGAGUAUACUGGCAUCGCUUGGUUCGUUCCAGCAAAUGUGGUUCUCCAAGUCUGAGUAUGACGAGCAUGGGGCGUCAUAUAUACAAAGAAAAUGUCCUUAGGAUGCAAGGGAUGUUGUGUUGCAUCUAUUGCCAUGGUAGAUUAAUGGUUAGGUUCUUUGAAUGUUCUAAACUUUCCUUAGUUUUUUGCCUAGCCAGUAAUAAUCUCGUGUGUAGUUAUAGGUAUACAAUCACCUUUGGUUUCUUUGUGUGCUUCUCAUUCUAAUUACUUUCAGAUUGAUAUAUGUAGCUUCUGUACUAAAUAUUGGUCUCCUGUACACAAGACAACGCAUUAACUUACACAUGUACCUUUCCAGUCACAUAUAUCACUGCUGGUUUCUUUUCAUGUACCUUAUACUAUCCAUCAUUAUUUUCUCAAUUAUUGUUAUCCAUAUCAACCUAAUAUAUAAAUGUGCAGUAAGUUAGCAAUAAUGCAAAUUGAAUGAA
Rubroshorea leprosula is the source of this 1817-nucleotide messenger RNA. The record is from the annotation of a GenBank genome assembly. Lineage: Eukaryota; Viridiplantae; Streptophyta; Magnoliopsida; Malvales; Dipterocarpaceae.